Molecule: messenger RNA, 4952 nt
Organism: Mauremys reevesii (Reeves's turtle)
Lineage: Eukaryota; Metazoa; Chordata; Testudines; Geoemydidae
Gene: GRK5
Product: G protein-coupled receptor kinase 5
Exons: 16
Coding region: 1121-2893 (590 amino acids)
Biological process (GO): protein phosphorylation; signal transduction; regulation of signal transduction
Cellular component (GO): cytoplasm
Molecular function (GO): ATP binding; G protein-coupled receptor kinase activity
Source: RefSeq, a predicted model, not a curated record
AAGCGCCUGCCCCCAACCCCUACCCGCUUGAAUCGCGUUGCUCGUGGGUCUGUAAACUCUGAAGAAGUGAGACCUACAGGAAACCAAGCGUCCUUUGCGGCUCGGUUUAUGCAACUCAGCAAGGGUCUCUGGAAACAAUCGUUAACAGUAUAUGGUGCGCAAAGCAUCUUUCUCCCCACCCCACCUCCCCCGCAGCAUACCGUAAAGAAAACACAUGAGAAGACUAAUACACGACUGCCUGGCUUUAUCUCCAUUGCGCAGACGUCGGCAGUAAAUUCAUAACUUCGUGCAAACCCAGGGAGCGUGGAAGCGUUUUUGCACGACGCGUGGGGCAUGGCUCUCUCCCAGCCUUCCACCAAGCUUCAGCGGUUUCGAAGUAAUGCGAGCAUUUCAUUGAACUUGGGUGAUGGAAGUCUCCUGUUAAUGGUGAUUUCCCCACCGCUCUCCUCUGUCGCUCAUUUUCCCCCACCAGAAAAGCAACGAGCAACCACUAGUGUCCUGCUUCCAGGAACUCUGAAAUACUUUGCAGGGGAUUAAACAUACUCCCCACCCCCUCAAUUGCUUGGGCUGUUGGUUGCUUGCCUAUGUUAUGCAGAUGAUCUGCUGCAUUUGUAUCCUCCCAAAACAGUUAGAUGUAAUGUGUCAUAGCCCCUGUACGGCCCUGGCAACUCCCCGUCCUCUGGGUUUACAUAAUGGAGGUCUCCUCAAGGUGCAAGCCAAAACCAAGAGCAGGCGCUCAGCCUACAAAUCCCAGCAUUCCCGGCCCCGUAGCGUUGAGGAUUGAACCAGCUGUUGAGGAUGGCGCCUGCGCAUUGCUGCGAAACCAGCUUCAUAGUACCACACCCCCGGGGAGGGAGGGAGGCAGCAGCAUCUGAAACAUUAAACCAUCAGAGAGAGCCUGGGGGGAGGAGAAUGGAGUAGCAGAGCAAUAGAGAGGGGAGAAAAUAUUAGUGAGGGGAGAGCUAGCAGUGACUUUCUUAAAGGAAACUCCAGGAGGGGGAAAUAAGGAGGAAUAAUGCACUAGAGAAAGGAGGCUGAUAGUCGUUACAGAGAACCAGCAGCACCUCUAGCAAUUGACAUCCUGCUGCAGUGCCGCUACCUUCGCUGACUGAUACUGUCAAUGGAGCUGGAAAAUAUUGUUGCCAAUACGGUCUUGCUGAAAGCCAGAGAAGGGGGUGGAGGAAAGCGCAAAGGCAAAAGCAAAAAGUGGAAGGAAAUCUUGAAAUUCCCUCACAUUAGCCUGUGUGAAGAACUCCGAAGAACAAUAGAGAGAGAUUAUUACAGUUUAUGCGACAAGCAGCCAAUUGGAAGGCUUCUCUUUCGGCAGUUCUGUGAAACUCGACCGGAGCUUGAGUGUUGCAUUAGGUUCCUUGACUCGGUGGCAGAGUAUGAAAUUGCUCCAGAUGAAAAACUGGGAGAGAAAGGAAAGGAAAUCAUGAUGAAAUACCUCACCCCAGAGUCCCCAGUUUAUGUUGCCGAAGUCAGUCAAGAUCUUGUCCAGCAGACUGAGGAAAAACUCGAAAUCAGCCCCUGCAAAGAGCUGUUUUCUCACUGUGCAAAAUCUGUCCUUGACUACCUAAGUGGAGAUCCAUUUCAAGAAUACCUAGACAGCAUGUACUUUGAUAGGUUUCUGCAGUGGAAGUGGUUGGAAAGGCAACCAGUAACGAAAAACACAUUUAGGCAGUACAGGGUACUAGGAAAAGGUGGUUUUGGGGAGGUCUGUGCUUGCCAAGUCCGAGCAACAGGGAAAAUGUAUGCCUGCAAAAGAUUAGAGAAGAAGAGAAUAAAAAAGAGGAAAGGCGAAUCCAUGGCAUUAAAUGAAAAGCAGAUUUUAGAAAAAGUCAAUAGUCAAUUUGUAGUUAACUUAGCCUAUGCCUAUGAAACAAAGGAUGCACUGUGUUUAGUUCUGACCAUAAUGAAUGGGGGUGACUUGAAGUUCCACAUCUACAACAUGGGAAACCCAGGCUUUGAGGAGGAGAGAGCUUUGUUUUAUGCAGCAGAGAUUCUUUGUGGCUUGGAAGACCUGCAUAGAGAAAACACUGUAUACAGAGAUUUGAAGCCAGAAAAUAUCUUGUUAGAUGAUUAUGGCCAUAUUAGAAUAUCUGACCUGGGUCUAGCUGUUAAAAUCCCAGAGGGUGACUCAAUCCGUGGAAGGGUAGGAACAGUAGGGUAUAUGGCUCCAGAAGUCUUGAACAAUCAGAGAUACACCCUCAGCCCUGACUACUGGGGGUUAGGUUGCCUCAUUUAUGAAAUGAUUGCUGGACAAUCACCAUUUCGUGGCAGGAAAGAGAAGGUAAAGAGAGAAGAGGUGGACAGGAGAGUCCUGGAGACAGAAGAGGUGUACUCCCAUAAAUUUUCUGAGGAGGCCAAGUCUGUCUGUAAAAUGCUACUAACCAAAGACGUGAAGCAGAGGCUCGGAUGUCAGGGGGAAGGUGCAGUGGAAGUGAAGAAGCACCCAUUCUUCAAGAGCAUGAACUUCAAACGAUUAGAGGCAGGAAUGUUGGACCCCCCCUUUGUCCCUGAUCCCAGAGCAGUGUACUGCAAGGAUGUGUUGGACAUCGAGCAAUUCUCCACAGUGAAAGGGGUUAAUCUGGACCAAACAGAUGAUGAUUUCUAUUCCAAGUUUUCCACAGGAUCCGUAUCUAUUCCAUGGCAGAAUGAGAUGAUAGAAACAGAGUGUUUUAAAGAGCUAAAUGUGUUUGGACCAAAUGGUACUAUUUCACCGGACCUAAACAAAAGCUACCCCCCAGAGCCACCCAAGAAAGGAUUACUACAUAGAAUAUUUAAACGUCAGCAUCAAAACAAUUCAAAGAGUUCACCGAAUUCAAAGGCGAGUUUAAAUCACCACAUAAAUUCAAACCAUGUAAGUUCAAACUCCACCGGAAGCAGCUAGUUGGAACUCAACUUUCAUGAAACAACGUGUUGCAUCCUUCCACUAUAAUCUAUGGAGCUUCUAAGGAUGAGAGAGCAUCCACCGUUGAGUUAAAAAAUAAAUGAUCUCCCAGCAAUGGAGAUAUUCUAUCCAUUCCUUCCAGUGGAGCCUCACAUUUUAUGAAGAAAUUUCCACUCAGGUCUGUUUUUGGAGGUGGCACUCAAGAUGGUGUGAAUCAGAUUUGUCUAUUUAGAACAUUGCAAUAGAAAUUCAACGAACAUGACUACUUGCACGUAUUUAAAUAGCAUCAUACUAGAACUGAAUUUUGUCUUUAUUAUUUUUAAAGAAAAGUUUUGUAAAUUUCUCUAUUGUCUCAGUUUACAUUUUGUACAUUUGUAUUUAAAUGAAAGUCAGACUUUGGGGUGUAUAUUUUCUGAGCAGCAGCUGUAAAGCCAUGUGUUUUAAGACUUUUUUUUAAAAGAAAUGUGACUCAAGACUUCCAGAGCCUCAAAUGAGAAAUCAUUCUUUUUAGUAAGUGUAGAAAAUUAUUCAUAUUUCACUUUAUCAAGUUGGUUUUACUGACAUGCAUUUUUAUGGCACAGUUUAUUCUUAAUUAUUUUACAUGUGUAUAUUUGGCUUACAGCAACACUGCAUACAUUUUUCCUCUUUGUUGGUUUGUAAAGUCUUGUAUUAAAUGCUAUAAUACGUAGUCAAGACUUUGCCGCAUCUAAGAAUACUAUUUGCUAUGUCUGAGGUUCGUAAUGUCAUGGGACCAGCACUGUUAAGAUUUGCACUUAUUUUUGUUGUUAGAUCAUCACAAUAUUUAUUGUUUUUAAUGGAACCCUGUUUUAAGUCCUCCUCCUUUUCAAACUUUUUUUUACUAUUGCUAAUGAGAGAGAGAACAAAUGUUAGCAAGGGGAGAUAAGAAAGACAAGUUGUCAUCAGUUCUUCAAAGACCUGAAAUCCUUUACCCAUUGAAAUUAACAGCAAAGCUCCCAUUGAUUUCAGUGAUACAGGAUCAGGCCACAAGUGAGAGGCUUUUAUGGCAGUUGCUUAUGUCACACAGCUACCAGGAGAUUGACUCAAUAGCCCUGUCUGUGCUGGCCAGGGAAGCUAUAGGGGACAGAACCAAGCCAGGAAGGUUCGGCUCUGGAUCUCAACUUUUCUACAUCCAUUAUAUCCAUUCCGGCCCGUGUCUACUUUCAAGUGAGCUGUUCUAGAGCCCUUGGGCUGCAUGGCUUCUUUUCUGGCCCCCUGAACCAGUGAUGAAAUAGCUGUUCCAGUACAGUUAGCUGAGUUCAGUGCCCAUUGUAAAACAGUAUAGUUUGCCUUUUUUGAUUUCACAAUGCUUCAUCUCAGGUACUCCAUAGCAUUGUUUAAAACAAUCGUCCCACUGGUAUAGAUGGGCUCAGUCAGGUUCAAUAUCCAUACUAUGAACCAGUUAACAAAAGCAUACUAUGUGCUAGGAGUGUAUCUGUUCUCAAACAUGCCAUGUAGGACAUCAGGUGCCAAACACAGCUUCACCCCAUUUCAACUGAUGUUGGGAAACAUUUGCCCCAGAAUCUGCUGCAUUCAACAUUUGCUGUAAAAUAGUUUGGUUGACCAUGCUUUUUUACAACACUUGCUGAAUUGAUUGAGUUUUCCUAAACUUUUGGGAGAACUGAUGUCCGACAUGUCAUGUCUAAGAAUUAAACGAUUACACUAAGGUUAGGCCAUGUCUGUGCUGCCCAGGGAAACUGGGUUAGCGUCUUUCUUGCAAGAACUACAUGUAUGUUUAAUUAAUCACAAGGAACAGGUUACUUAAGGGGGUUCUGGAAUCCGCAUCAUUGGAGGCUUUUAAGAACAGGUGAGACAAACACCUGUCAGGGAUGGCCUAGAUAUAUUGAAUCCUGUCUCAGUAUGGGAGGAUAAACUAGAUGACUUCUUGAAGUCCCUUCCAGCCCUGCAUUUCUAUGAUUAGACUGGUGUGCACAGGAGCCGACUUUCUAAUGUGCCGGGGGUGUUUGACCCCCCAGGCCCUGCCCCUAGUCCACCCCUUCCUCCAAGGCCCUGUCCUGCCUCUUCCUGCCCCUCUGCUACC